This is a messenger RNA of Lachancea mirantina, 747 nucleotides long. The record is from the annotation of a GenBank genome assembly. NCBI's taxonomy places the organism in Eukaryota, Fungi, Ascomycota, Saccharomycetes, Saccharomycetales, Saccharomycetaceae.
AUGGUUGCUACCGUAAAGCGGACUGUGAGGAUUAAGACUCAACAGGCAAUCAUACCUGAUGUUCCUCCUCCGGUGGAAAAUUUUCCCAUGCGAAAAUGGAAUAUUGAAAUAUACUUGCUCGACGAGCAAGGCAAUGAGAUUUCAGCCAGUUUGUUCGAUAAAGUAGUGUAUCAUUUACAUCCUACGUUUGCUAAUCCAACGAGGACUUUCACUGAACCACCGUUUCGGAUCGACGAGCAAGGCUGGGGUGGCUUCGAGCUUCUCAUCAGUUGCCACCUUUUGGAGAAGGGUGGUGAAAGAAAAUUGACUCACGAUUUACAUUUCAUGAAGGACUCCUAUGAGGUAGACCAUGUCAUUCAAGUUCCUCUGAACAAACCACUCUUAAAAGAGGAAUUGCUGAAAAGCGGAUCUGUCGAUGAAGCAGCUGUUUCCGCUGCUGCUACACCAGGGGGUUCUGUGGAGAAAAGAAAGGCGACUUCGAAUGGAGAACCCAAAUCUAAGAAAGCCAAGACGGCGAGUGCAAACGCUGUAAAAGGCAGCGUGGAUUUGGAAAAAUUAGCGUUUGGGUUGACGAAAUUGAAUGAGGAUGAUCUGGUGGGUGUAGUGCAGAUGGUGACUGAUAAUAAGACUCCAGAAAUGAAUAUUACCAACAAUAUCGAAGAUGGCGAAUUCAUUAUCGAUUUAUACAGUUUACCAGAAGGUUUGUUGAAGAGUCUGUGGGAAUACGUCAAGAAAAAUACGGAAUGA